Molecule: messenger RNA, 1062 nt
Organism: Ostertagia ostertagi
Lineage: Eukaryota; Metazoa; Nematoda; Chromadorea; Rhabditida; Trichostrongylidae
Source: the annotation of a GenBank genome assembly
AUGCAUAUGGAUUGUAUGAGUGCAUUCUAUCACGAGGAGCCGUUGAUGUUUAUUAAGGACCUAGUUGGCUCGGGCAACUUCUGUAAAGUAUACAAAGGAUUGUACGAACGAGAAGAAAACGACGUGAUUCAGGUGGCAAUCAAGAUCUGUCACGGGGCAUCAAUCGAUACAAUGACAGAGGAAGCGAAAAAGGCCAGAGAAUCCAUGAUGCACGAGGCCCAUCUGAUGAGUUACUACGUUCAUAAGCACGUUAUUCAACUGUAUGGCGUCGCCUGUGACCAUUAUCCAGUGAUGAUAGUGAUGGAGUUCUGUCCUGGUGGCAAUUUGCAAGAUCACCUUCAGAAGUAUACCUCGCAAAUAGAAGUUGGCGAAUUAAUUUGUUAUGCAUCAGAGACAUCACGAGGAAUGCGGUACCUUCACUCGAAAUCGUGUGUUCACCGGGAUUUAGCCGCCAGAAAUUGCCUCAUCUCAGAGACUGGUCAAAUCAAAAUCUCGGAUUUUGGACUAUCAAAAAUCGCUGAAGAAUUGGGAGGAAAAGGUGGAGAAAGUGAAGGCGAACCACCAUUGGAGCAAAUUCCGUUACGAUGGAUGGCUCCGGAGUGCCUGAGACGACCACAGCUAUGGUCAUUGAAAAGCGAUAUUUGGAGCUAUGGGGUGGUAGGUUUUUGCAUGAGAGCGCUCGCACUGACAAGAUUACCAUCAUUUUUACAGCUUCUCUACGAAAUAUUCAAUGAAGGUCAGAAGCCGUGGCCGAAUGAUCCACCAAAAAAGAUCGCAACUCUCAUAAGGAAAGGAAAAAUGCUAGAAUUUCCGGCUAAAACUCCACAAGCUAUCAAGGAUAUGGUGGCGAAGAUUUGGUCACUGAAUCCUGACCAACGACCGACAAUGGAUGAGAUUGCUAAGAAAAUCACUGUCCUUCGGCGAGAAAUCAAGUUGACGGAUCCGUCCAAGGCAAUAAUCAAACAGACGGUCUCGGUAAGCAAGUCGAGGAGUGAAACCAAUGCGGAUGACGAUGAUGAAUCGUUGAGAAGUAAAGCGACCAAAUCGGUGAGCAGAGAUUAG